GGAGGACGCGGGGUCUUACGGCUGCAUCGCUUCCAACGCCCACGGGCAACGGCAGUCCACCGUCCUCCUUCGAAUUCAGGGUCUGUCGAAAGACCCGUGAAGGGAUCUGGAUUCCGCCUCACCCCUCGGAAGUCACCCGCCGAUCGCGACUUCCACAGCCAUCAGGAUGGCGUGGUGGGGCUCCGAGGUCUCAUAGAUGUGGUCCGAGGGGUGAGGUGGAAUCGGUCCACUUCUGAGUGCAAGCCACCCGGUCGACCGACGGGCUUGAGGGCGAUGGACGCGAGGAGCCGAUCGGUGGUCAUCACAUGGGACGAAUACCCGCCGUCGUCCGGCGUUCAGACGUUCGUCCUCAAUCAUAAGAAGACCACAGACGGUUGGGACGAAGGGAAGUUCGUGACGACGGAGGUGUCCUCGAACGAACUGGACUACGCCCUCUCUUCGCUGCAGCCGGCGACGUCGUACACGGUGAGGGCGUUUGCGAGGAAUCAUCUGGGACUCAGCCUGGCUUCGGAGGAGCUCGUCUUUCUCACGGAGGAGGAAGGUCCGACCGGGGAGGUGAGAGACCUGAAGGCCGAAGUCCUGGGACCCAGAAGCGCCCUCAUCACCUGGUCGCCGCCCGAUCCCCAAACCUGGAACUCCAUCCGCCUCAACUACCGACUCGGCAUCAAGUCCCACCACGGAGACCAGUACAACUCGACCGAGGUUCAGCCCAAGGACGAGGGGAAGCCUCAGGAGACGCUGAGAGGCCUCAGGCCUUUCACCAAGUAUUUCGUCACCGUUCGGGCUUUCAACGGCCGGGGGGUGGGGCCUCUCCCUCUGCCUCUCCACUUCACCACCCUCGAAGACGUGCCAGGAGAGCCUCCCCAGGCGUUGACCUGCAAGACUCUCACCUCCACCGGCAUCGAGGUCCAGUGGGAUCCACCUCCAACGUCUUCACAAAACGGAAUUCUCCAAGGAUACAAAAUCCUCUACUAUCACGAUGAAGAUAGGGCGAAGGAGAUGACGUCUUCGAGGACCACGGUGAUCCUCAAGGACCUCCUCAAGUUCACCAAUUAUUCCAUUCAGGUCCUGGCGUUUACGUCAGCCGGGGACGGCGUCUCUUCUCCGCCCGUCUCGUGUGUCACUCAUCAAGACCUCCCAGGCCCCGUCGGAGGGAUCAAGUGCCUGCGAAGCAAGAAGACCGCGGUGAUGGUGAGCUGGAUCCCCCCGCAGUUCCCCAACGGCCCCAUCCGGUCCUACGAGGUCCAGAUCCGACGGGUCCCCUCGGGUGAGGAGGAAUUCCGCAAGUCCGCCUCCCCGCACCUCACCGCCUUCGAAGUGCAGGGGAUGAAGGCGGGGGAAUACGACGUCUGGGUCUGGGCGGCGAACGCGGUGGGGGGAGGGGAGAGGAGUCCGCCCGUGAGGGUCGUCGUCGAUGGGACCGUGCCGGCGGGGAUCUACUCGUUCGGCGGGGUGGAGCGAGUGUGGAGGGGAGCGGACCACACGCUCUGGUGCCAUUCGGUGGGGGACCCGGCUCCGAGGACCGGCUGGGUCAGGGGGGACGGGGAGGGGGUGGACCACCUGGUGGAGAGGGAUGGGUCGCUCAGGAUCAGGGGGGUGGGGAGGGGGGAUGGGGGUGGGUACACGUGCACCGUGUACAAUCCGCUGGGGCGGGACUCCAUUUCGUAUCGGCUGCACGUGCUGGUGCCGCCGAGUCCCCCGCAGCUGCGGAUCCUGGACCGAACGCAAUCGACGAUCGAAGCGGAAUGGGAGUCGACAGACGACGGCGGCAGCCCCAUCACCCACUACGUGGUGGAGCACAAGGCAGACGGCGAAUGGGUGGAGCGGAAGACGAGCCAGCGACAGACCUCCCUCCGAGUGGAGGACCUCCCGUGCGGCACCGCCCUCCUCUUCCGCGUCAGGGCCGGGAAUCGCAUCGGGGAGUCGGAGCCGAGUCGGCCCGUGUCGACCCGGACGCUCGGCGACCGCCCCGUCUGGCCCCGCCCGGACGACCCCCCCCUCGUCGCCAACCACACCUCCGUGCAAGUCUUCCUCGACCGGGUCCGGGAGCGGGAAUGCCCUCUGGAGUAUGUUUCCCUCGAGUACAUGAGGGAAAACGAGGACGCCUGGAUCAUCGUUUAA
Molecule: messenger RNA, 2121 nt
Organism: Darwinula stevensoni
Lineage: Eukaryota; Metazoa; Arthropoda; Ostracoda; Podocopida; Darwinulidae
Source: the annotation of a GenBank genome assembly